UGAAAACCCGACAGCUGUGUUCUUCAACUCUUUCACURACCCGUAUCACUGCAGACAAAUCUUUAUUAUAAACACAGCUGAGUAGAGUUUCCAAAACUUAGAAUUCCGACGCACUUAAUGGACUUUAAAAUCUGGAGUUGCUUCUCUGCAAUUGAGUUAACGCUUGCAAAGGGAACAUUUUGAAUUGACGCAGGACUUUGUUUUGAAGGCAAAAUGAAAGUGUCGAGGAAAAUGAAAGUUCGUUUUGUUCGAUUGCAAAAAACAGGUAGCUUCGUUAGAAGCAAAAUACCUAUGCGCUAAACACAAUACGGUUCACGGGUACUAAAAAUCUUACAGGUUUUCUCUUGUUCUGUUUGUGGCUAUUUAUUAAUAUUCAACAAUCUUGUAACCCUCUAGAUCCUCGGCUUCAGUGACUCUAACUCUUUGAUACUAACAAACAACACAGUUGUUUUUAAUCAGGUUCAUUAGUUUGGAUCAAAUAUUACUGCCUAAGAUAACUCUUAAAUCUGCUUGCUAUAAUCAAUUAGUAAUACAUUCGUUGAUCUCGAGACGAAGUAAAGACCCCACGCAAUAAUUAUUAUUCAUGUUUGAAUAUGCAAAUUAGUCCAUUGUGAUAGCAUCGCAUAUUCAUAUUCAUUCAUUGAGAACUCGUAUAGUCUUCAUUGAUGAGAGAGUGCUCAGAAAGCACCCAGUAAGGUUGUUACUAUACUACCUCCGUAGUACCAAGCAAGGCGCAGUCAAAUUCAUUCGUCUUACGUUUCGCGYCCUUUCUAGCCUAGUACACAGCUAUUUGAAGCAGGAUAGUCUUAGAUUAGAUUGUGCUGCAACAUGUUUUUCGAUAAUAACAUCAUACAACGAGGGGCAACCAUGGCAGACACUACAAAUCAAGAACUUAUUUCGGAUACCAUCAACGAGGAUCUCUACAAUCCCUCCAUUCAAAGCGAAGACAUGUGGAAACGUUUUGCCCUACCGACACCGCCGUAUUCACCCGAGACGUAUUCCAACACUUCCAAAACCCACGUCUUCUCUCAACACCCUCAGAACAACCUCCAAGUAGUCCCGGACGAUUUUCCUGAAGACCUUUCAUCUGAUCUACCUAUGGUUCUUUCUGAUGCUGAAAUGGAACGUCUUACCUCCAGUACCUUAGGUAAUGACUGUGUAUGGAGUGAACAUGAGUUGGACCCAAAUACUACUAUUCCACAGAUCCGAGCUCCAGUCUGCCAGCUAGAUAGCAUGAGGGAGUCUCAAACAUUAUACUCCCAGCCUGAAAAGCAUUUCAGAGAGUACCAUACAUUCCCACAAGGUCUACCAGUACAAAAGAGCUGUAUGAAUCAACAACACCAACAACAACCUCCUCAAAACUGGGCACCUUACGCAGUUGAGGCUAAUUCUUCACAAGCAGUAAAUUGUGCAAGGCCACCACAGCAAGAAGAGUUCGCGCCUCCAAGAAUUGAAAACAUAAACUGUAAAAGACCCCGAAAAACAAGACGCGGCAGUCGCAACUCUCCUCAGCGGCGAGAAAGCAUCGAAAACGAAGACUCGGAGGACAGCGAAAUAAGUCGGGCAACUCAUAACGUUCUUGAACGUCAGAGGCGUGAAGAUCUGAAAUGCCGUUUUCAGCUUCUUAGAGACUGUAUUCCAGAACUGGAAGAGAACGAACGCGCUCCAAAAGUGGCAAUACUUAAAAAAUCCCGAGAGUUUGUGCACCAGCUCAUUCUAGAAGAACAACGAUUGUGCGCAGAUAAAGAACUUGAAAGACAACGAAGAUUAAUACUUCUAGAACGACUUCAUACGUUACGGAAUGGAUAUACGGUUAUGUGAGAAUGUUAGUCCUAGCCUAUUCAACUCUUUUAUUUUGAAUAAUAUAAAUAACACAAGUGUACAGAUAGCUUAGUAUCAUUAAUGACUGGUAGAAUUUCAAUUUUCUUUGGGAUAACAUAACUGGUAGUAUUCUUUUAGGAUUUUUUUUGGUACGACUUUCAAAGUAACGUAACUGCCAGCCCCCUAGGUGGAGUUUUCCAGUGACGUUUUAGGAGAGUUGUUUCUGAACGAAAUUAAAUUUAAAUUCAAUGACAAUCGAUAAUCAUACGACGCUACGUCUGGCGCAUUUCUAUAGGGUAUUAGUCAAAGAAGAAAACUAAUUCACAGAUCUCGAAACUUAAAGAAUCUUUUUCUAGGUGAAACCUAGCAAAUCAACAAUGAAGGUAUAUACUUUGCCCGGCUCCCUAUUAUUUGUCAGUUGUAAGAUGUUUUGUGUACUAUUUUUUAAGUUCUUUUUUAUUUGAACUUUCUUAAGUGUCGAGUAAGGGUGUGACUAGCUAGGUUUGCUAUUAGUCCGUCAUCCAAAAAAUUCUAUUCUUGUCUGAAUUAAGAUAUUUUAAUUUUCAAAUAAGUUAUUUUUCAAUUCUGUUGAAACAUUUCCUAAGGUCGGAAUCCAUUUUGUUUUAUUUUACUCUGAUUUAUACUGGUUGUUCGUGUACAGAAUUUGACAGAAACGAAUUCUUUUGUAGUCUUGUUGAUAGCCAGGUGUUCCUUUAGAUUGUUCAACAAAUUUAUUCAUGUCGCUUCGAGUUUCUUUUCAACUUCGACAAAAAAAUGUUCAGUAAAAGUACAACUUGAAUCAGACGUAAGAACCAAAUUUAUCAAAAAACUCAAGGCAGUUACAAACGAAUUCUUCCUGAAAAGAAUCAAAAACAUCCACUAAAAAAACUUUGCAGUUGCCAACGCCUUUAUUUUACAAGGAAUGUAUUUGGACUUCGUAAGUCGAUCGUCGACUAUUCAAAUUAGACAGUCCACUUUUCUAAAAAGCUUAAUCAUCAAUUUAUUUUUCUAGUCAACAGACUUCCGGUCUAAAAUUCGGCAUUUUCAAUUAGAUAUUUGAAUCAUACUGAGAAUGUUCAUUUUCAAAAUUUCCUUAUUUGUAAAUGAAUUCCAGAAUUCGAAGCGCGACAAAUUUGUAAUAAUUACCCGCCGUGCCGUUCAUAAUUUUUAUUGACAAAAUUUAUGCUUUAGUUUUUAAUAUAAUUAUAUUUCAUUCRGGUUUAGUUUAGUUCAAGUGAAUACAUUCUAUUCUCGGAUAUAUUUUUUAUUGUAACUGAUAAUUAAAAGCGGUUAAUCUCGGUGAGAAACCGCACGAAUCCAAUGUCUGGAAAAGCUACAUUCGCUGGGCAAGGUAUGGCUUACAGACAAUGAAUCAAAAAAACUUAAUUAGGAAUCUAUGUUGUAAAUAAAACGACCCUACUUCAGUAUAGGGUAUUAAUGUACUUACUUGUAAAGAAUUAGAAUACAGGCGUAUUAGUUUAAUAAUACUGUUAAAAACAAUAUAACUGAAUAUACAUGAAAUCAUGGUGAAUAGAUAAGUAGAAAUAAACAACAUUUAAAGGUGAA
This is a messenger RNA of Actinia tenebrosa (Australian red waratah sea anemone), 3387 nucleotides long. RefSeq lists its product as uncharacterized. NCBI's taxonomy places the organism in Eukaryota, Metazoa, Cnidaria, Anthozoa, Actiniaria, Actiniidae. Gene Ontology annotation, molecular function: DNA-binding transcription factor activity; protein dimerization activity. Gene Ontology annotation, biological process: regulation of DNA-templated transcription. The record is from RefSeq and is a predicted model, not a curated record.